AAUUUAAGUAUUUGGAUUAAUCGAUGAUUUAACAUGGUAUUAGAAUUAAUGGUGUAGGAAGACCUGUAUUCAAACUCUUGUAAUGUUAUUUCCUCCCUAAUUAAUAUUGAUUUCUACUUGUUGAGUUUUCUACAUAUUUCAAGUCCACAGGUGAGAGAAAGUGUUAGAUGAUAUAAUAAUAAAUUUACCUUCACUCGUCAGCUUAAGUUUUUGUGUCAAUUAUACCUCAUAAUUUACAUGUUCCUUGUUGUGAUUGUGGGGUCUUCAAAAUAUUUGACAGGCUCAUUCCUUCCUUCUGAACAUUGGGAGAUUAAUCUUUCCUCGAUAUUAAUUCAUAGAGAAUGCCUAUUCAUAUUGGUUGUUAUGCAUGUAUAAUGGCCUGACUAACUUUCCUCCAUAUGUAUAGACUGGCAUUGAUCCAGGGCAAUACCCAUCCCUCACAUGGCAACGAAAAUUAAACAGGGAAGGAGUCCCACUUUGGCAGUUCAGGUUGCAUCUGAAAGAGAUAAUUCAUCUGGCUCCGGUAGGGUUUAGGCUAAUCCGCUAUAUCCGAGAAGAAUCUGUCAAAGGAAGGGGGGCUAUGAUAAAUCCUUUUAUUAGACGCCGUAUAACUGAUACUCAUGGCAUUCCUCUAGGUGGUCUUGGAUCAGGAAGCAUCGGAAGAAGUUACCGAGGUGAAUUUCAACGCUGGCAACUAUUCCCUAGAAAAUGUGAAGAUAAGCCAAUUUUAGCAAAUCAAUUUUCUGUUUUCGUCUCACGACCGAAUGGGGAGAAGUAUUCUACUGUACUAUGUGCACAGAGCCCUGAAACCCAGAGGGAAGUUCAAUCAUCAGGCAUCGGAUCUUGGGACUGGAAUUUGAAGGGUCAUCGGUCUACAUAUCAUGCUUUGUAUCCUCAAGCUUGGACAAUAUAUGAUGGUGAACCGGAUCCAGAAUUAAGAAUAGUUUGCCGUCAAAUUUCACCUGUUAUUCCCCAUAAUUACAAGGAGAGCAGUUACCCUGUCUCAGUUUUUACUUUCACGCUGCAUAAUUCUGGAAAAACAGACGCCGACGUCAGUUUGCUUUUCACCUGGGCAAAUUCAGUUGGAGGGCUUUCUGAGUAUUCUGGUAACCAUAUCAAUUCGAGAACAAAGAAGAAAGAUGGUGUGCAUGCUGUGCUUCUACAUCACAAGACAGCAAGUGGAUUUCCCUCCGUGACUUACGCUAUCGCUGCACAGGAGGGUAAUGGGGUUCACGUCUCAGAUUGUCCUUGUUUUGUAACAUCUGGUAACUUCCAGGGUAUAUCGGCCAAGGAUAUGUGGCUUGAGAUGAAACAGCAUGGAUCCUUUGACCAUCUUAACUUUGCUGAUAUGUCAAUGCCAUCUGAAGUGGGUUCAUCCAUUGGUGCGGCUAUUGCAGCUUCAGUUACAGUUCCACCUGAUGCCAUGCGUACCGUAACAUUUUCGUUGUCAUGGGACUGUCCUGAAGUGAACUUUUGUAGAGGAAAAACUUAUCACAGGCGUUACACAAAAUUCUACGGUAACCUUGGAGAUGCUGCUGCCGAUAUUGCACGUGAUGCUAUACUAGAACAUCGUCACUGGGAAUCUCAAAUUGAUGCUUGGCAAAGACCUGUGUUUGAAGACAAGAGGUUUCCAAAAUGGUAUCCUGUUACUCUCUUUAACGAGCUUUAUUAUCUAAAUGCAGGAGGGACAAUCUGGACAGAUGGGUCACUUCCAACUCAGAGUUUCGUAAGCUUUGGGGAAACGGGAUUUUGCCUUGAUCAAUGCAGAUCUGGUCUGAAGAGUGUAAUUCAUGAAUCCAAUGAAAAUGACACUGCUAAUGAUAUUCUUGGGAGGAUGACUUCAAGACUCGAUGAGUUACGCAAUUCAGUCGCAUCAAAUUCUGCAUUUGGAGUAAAUCUGCUUCAAAAGGGAGAGGAGAAUGUUGGCCAGUUCCUUUAUCUUGAAGGAAUUGAAUACACAAUGUGGAAUACCUAUGACGUUCAUUUUUACUCCUCUUUUGCAAUAAUAAUGCUAUUUCCAAAACUUGAACUCAGUAUACAGCGAGAUUUUGCCGCAGCAGUGAUGAUGCACGAUCCCAGCAAGAUGCAACUUCUAGAUAAUGGGAAAUGGGAGGCAAGAAAUGUUCUUGGAGCUGUUCCUCAUGAUAUCGGAGUUAAUGACCCGUGGUUUGAAGUAAAUGGAUAUAACCUAUAUAAUACGGAUAGGUGGAAGGACUUGAAUCCAAAAUUUGCCCUCCAAAUUUAUAGGGAUGUUGUUGCCACAGGGGAUAUGAAAUUUGCAAAGGCUGUCUGGCCCUCUGUGUAUCUUGCCAUAGCUUAUAUGGACCAGUUUGAUCGAGACGGUGAUGGGAUGAUUGAGAAUGAUGGGUUCCCUGAUCAGACUUAUGAUACAUGGUCCGUCACUGGUGUUAGUGCAUACAGUGGUGGUUUAUGGGUGGCAGCCUUGCAGGCUGCUUCGGCCCUUGCUCGUGUAGUUGAUGAAAAGGAUGCUGAACACUAUUUUUGGUUCAAAUUUCAGAAGGCAAAACGUGCCUAUGAGAAAUUGUGGAAUGGUUCUUACUUCAACUAUGACAGCAGUGGUGGGAGUUCAAGUUCAUCUAUUCAAGCUGAUCAGUUGGCUGGACAAUGGUAUGCAAGAGCUUCAGGUCUUCUUCCCAUUGUUGAUGAAGACAAGGCCAAGAGUGCACUGGAGAAGGUAUACAACUACAAUGUGUUGAAGGUGAAGGGUGGGAAGCGCGGUGCAGUAAACGGGAUGCUUCCUGAUGGAACGGUAGACUUCUCAUCAAUGCAAUCAAGAGAAAUAUGGUCAGGAGUGACAUAUGCAGUUGCGGCUUCAAUGAUCCAUGAAAAUAUGACUGAUAUGGCAUUUCAAACAGCAGAAGGCAUCCAUGAAGCUGCAUGGUCAGAAGAUGGUCUGGGAUACAACUUUCAGACACCAGAAGCUUGGACAACUACGGAUCGGUACCGAUCACUGUGUUACAUGCGACCUCUUGCAAUUUGGGCAAUGCAAUGGGCAUUUUCAGAAAAAGUAUCCAUGAUUGAGGAGUUGAAAGAACUCGAUAACAAUGCUGUAUUAAGACACCAUGCUAAGUUUUCGAAAGUUGCCCGCCUUUUGAAGUUGCCUGAAGAUGGGACAUCUUCAAGUGUUCUACAAACAGUCUAUGAUUACACUCUUAAGAGGUUUUUCUAGAUUUUUUUCAAUCCUCUAUAUUUUCGAUAUAUUAUAAUAAACUAUAAUUAUUAUUUGUACCUUCAUUCUGCUGAGGUUAAGAUGAGGGAAUCUAAAUCUCAAAAGAGGUUGUUUAUCGCCCUAUCUUAAACUUUUGGGUUUUGAUUAAGGAUUACCUCUUCUUUAGGAUGUGUAAUGUAUGUACCAAAAAGAUGGUAAGAUGAUGUAUGAGUAUGCUGUUGUGGAAUAAAGUUCUUAUUUUUGGGCAUGA
Molecule: messenger RNA, 3440 nt
Organism: Benincasa hispida (wax gourd)
Lineage: Eukaryota; Viridiplantae; Streptophyta; Magnoliopsida; Cucurbitales; Cucurbitaceae
Source: RefSeq, a predicted model, not a curated record